Molecule: messenger RNA, 2283 nt
Organism: Prorocentrum cordatum
Lineage: Eukaryota; Dinophyceae; Prorocentrales; Prorocentraceae
Source: the annotation of a GenBank genome assembly
UGGGCCCCCCGCCGCCGCGCGCGCGGGCCCUGCGGGCCGGCCCCAUGCCUCCCGUCCGCCGCCAGGUGCAGAGCGGGCGGACGGGGGCGACUUCUCACGAGAUCAAGAAGAGCCGACAGGAGUCGAGACCGUGGCCCAUCCGAGCCGCGGUUUGCCGUGUUUCUUACGCGGCCAGGAAGGGCAAGCAGAUCGAUCUGAAAGACUGGCGGACAAUUGCCGCCAACCUCGGCAGAUCUGACGCCGUUCCUUAUGAGAAAAGUAGACGUGGGCAGCAGGCGAACAUUAAAUAUAUUGUCGUCCAGGUGCAGACCUCCCGAGACGUGAUCUGCUACAGCUCAGAACAGCAGGAGGCCGAUCUUUGGCAGCAGUCGCAUCAAGAAUGGCAGCAGUCGCAUCAAGAAUGGCAGCAGCCGCAUCAAGAAUGGCAGCAGCCGCAUCAAGAACAGCAGUCUCUUCCUUUCUGGGCCCUUCGCUGGCUGCCAGACGUGGGUGAAGAUACAACCCAGAACAAGAGCGCGCGUGAAGCGAAGGCAGAACCAGAGUGCGCGCAAAGCGGGGACCAAAACAACACUUCCUCACCGCCACCUGCUGCUGUCCCCGAUCCGUGUGAGAAGGCAGGCAGUGGCGGCCCAUGCGAUAAGGCAGGCAGUGGCAGACCCAGCCACAGGACAGGCACUGGCAGCUCUCGCGACAGCUGCGAGGACGGUAAGUCGGAGGCGAAUCUUGAGCCAGACACGAUCAGCUACAGCGCUGCAGUCAAGGACCGUGGACAGAAAGAGGCUAAGACAGGACCAGUGCGCUCCAGCUCCAUCCCUGUGGUCAGCGUCUGCGAGAAGCGGGAGGCGAAGGAAGAGCCCGACGUGAACAGCUACAACGUCGCGAUCGGGGCGGCCGCAGGCAGCGGUGCGAGGAGCCGGCAGCGGGCAGUGAUGCGAGAAAAGACGGCAGUGGUGCGAGAAGAGACGGGCGGCAGUGGUGCGAGAAGAGACGGCAGUGGUGCGAUCAGGGCGGCCGCGGGCAGUGGUGCUAGAAGAGACUACAGCUCCUCUCGACGGACUACGUCUCUCGACGACUCCCCACGACGACACCCCUCGACCACCCUUGACGUCCAUCGACGAUGCCCCUCGACGACGCCCCUCGACGACCCACCUUCGGAGUCGAAGACGAAGCCCGACACCAUCAGCUGCAGCAUGACGAAGUUGCAGCUGACGAAUCAGCGCAUUGGCGGCACCCAGGCGCGUGAGAAGAUUGCCGUGGCAGCUGAGGUCAUCGGAGCUGCGGCGAGAUCGGGUGCGCAGUGGCGAUCCGCGGCCCGCGCGGCACUAGAGGCGGCAGGCAUCUGCGCGCCCAACGCGGCUGCUUUCGUCUCCAUGGCCGCCGACGGCAUCCCCAUUCCAGCACGCAUCGAGGCGAUUUUCGCUGGUGUCGUAACCAGCGCCCACUGGUCCGCGGCCGACCAGGGCGACGCGUCCGAGCACGACGACGCCCGCGGCCAGCGCGCGACCAAGGAUGACGCCGCCACCAGCCCCAGGACCACUCCUUCCAGGAGGACUCCGACGGCUACCACCACGAGUACAGCGGCGGCGCGAGGCAGCCUGCGAGAAGCAGCAGGCGGCGACCCGAGGCAGCCAGCGAGACGCAGGGUUUCGUUCGACCUGCGCAGCCACCUCGAGCGGCCCCAGGACCACUCUCACGGGGAGGACUCCGACGGCCGACUCGACGACAGCGACCCAGCGAGCCAGAACGACACAGAGAGCAACGCCACGGACAGCGAGUACGACGGCGAAACCACGUACACCGAGAACCACGACACCCCUGCAGGGCGAGGGGGUAGGCCCUACGACGACCCGCCCAGACCAGGAGGACGGCCCACUUGGGGGCCAAGCCUCCGCCCCGCUCCGACGGGAACCAGCAACACGCCUACGGGAACCAGCAGCACACCUGCGGGAAACAGCAGCACACCAACGGGCACCAGCAGAGCAUCGGGCACCAGCAGGCCUUCUUCAACCGCACUGGCGCCCACGGCGCCUCCCAGCACAACCACUUCCUCAUCCUGGAGGGCGCCCACCUGAACGGCGAGUUCAUCAUCGCCGUCGCCCCCUCGGGUGGUGAGCGUGCCGCCUUCCUCAGGUGGAGGAGGCUGGCGGCCACCGAGGGGGGCAAGAUCAUCGUGUUCGGCUCCCACAGGGAGUACCUCUUCUGAGAGGGGGGGAGGAGGUGGCCCCCCCCCCCCUCGGGACGGCUGCGUCCGACAGGACAUCGAGCCGAUAGCGAUAGCGAUAG